AUUUGAUUAAUCAAAGGCAUCCUUGCUGAAUAAAUAAUUUAUUUCAAACUUUUGAUCAGUAGUGUAUGUGCAUAUAUAGAAGAAGAUUUUCAAAAAAUAACAUAACCUUUAGAAAUAUUCUCUAGAGUAAAAAAAAUGACAACUAGCCUCCGUCUCCCCUUUCUCUUUGUCACUCUCUCGUUCAUUCUAUAAUUUCUGUCACAUCCAGUUUUUACUGUUCUUGUUGUAGUGUAUACUAGUAUAUGAUUUAUCUCAUCUGAAACCCGGCAUUUUCCAAAGUCAAUGUUUUUAAGUGCUUACCGCAAACCCAGUGAACAACUGACUCAUUGUUUUAUGACAAUCUUGUGUUGCCACCUGUUACUAAUUCCCGGUGUAACUCUCAGUUAGUGACUGCAAGGUUUCUAAAGCAGCCUGCCUUUAUUUAGGAUCAUAUCAGAGAUACAUCCAGGGUUGAGUUUGUUUGAAAAAAGGGAUGUGUUUCGGAAAUGCUGAUAGUACUGCCAAAUGACUUGACUUCCACGUAAGCAACAUGUGCCAGCCUGAGUAUUCAAGCUCAAAAUCAAACAAACAUACCUUCCCAAUAAAGCAAACACACGUCCUUUUGAUAGAGCACAAUUCAAUCCUGUGAAAUUUUGAAUGUGUUUUUAGGCCUGUGCUGAAAUCCGCCACCUCCAGUUCCCAUGGAGCAUUUGCAUACGAUAUCAAACAGGAGCAAAGUUCAAAGCUCAUGACAUUUUAUUUCCUUGUGACUCUCCAAAAGUUCUGUCUGCUUCAUCAGCAGUUCAGGGGGCACAAGGUUAACCAAUUUCACCCAGGAUGUCCGUGAUGGAAAGUCCUGUGAAAUUAGUUGGAACGAUUGGCUCCUUAUUGCAAACAAACUCUUUUUUUUUCAACAAGAACAACAGAAAUAAAUUACUUUCAGCAAAAUGUAUUUGCUCUCAUUCAAUCCUCACACAUACCAACCCUGUUUCAGCUCAGAUUAAUGUGAUUUGUAAUGACAGGUGCAGUUUGCUCUGAAGAUAUAAUGCAGCAGUGAUGUUUCUGUAAAGUAAGGCUGCUUUUACCAUACUGAGGUCAGAUCUGUGCUAACCAGUAAGUCUUACAUAACAGGCCAUAAAAGUGAUUGUCAAGCCAUAGAGAAAUGAUAAGAUAGCGCCAUACAGCCGGUUAAUAGCAUCUGGAGAGGCAGUGGUGUGUGUCAUCUCAGUGAAAGAUGGAACAAAGCGGAACCGACUGGCCAAGGAAGAGUGUCAGGAGUGUCGCUCCACCUUCCAUCAGCAUUGGCACCGAGGUCAUAUCAGAAGACUGAUGCAUAUGCAAAGAGAUACACAUGUGGAACAACACAGGAAGGUAGAGAAGAAAAAGAAGAGCAAGUUAGAAUUUUUAAAGGACUUUUGAGAUGAAUUUGAGUACAGUCAUCAUCCACGAUGUUUCUUUUUUUAUCCAUGACUCAAAACUACAGAACAUUUGAAGAGGACUAAAUCAUUCACAAGUAUCUUUUAUACCAGAUCUACUGGAACUACUCCAUCCAGACCUUUACAUCUUACAUCUUUUUGCAUGGUAGAGGAACCCGUGCCAGCGUGGAAAUGCUGAAUUUUCGUCAGAGGACAUGGAAUGUACCCAGCAUGUCAACUUUACCAGAGGUUCCAGGUGGAAUGCUGAUCCACUACAGUCCUCUGAAUGAGCUUCCCCGGAUUCAUGCCCACAGGCCUCGUACUACGGGGCUGGUGGCUGCCCGUGUACAGCGCUUCGAAGCUGGUGACGUGCCACCUCUGCACCCAAUGCCUGUGACUAUGCCAACUUCUCCUAACAGUCCCACGUAUCCCCCGGGAGAUACUAAACAAGGGAUCAAGGGUCAAGCGCGUCGGCGAAAGAACAUGCCGGAGUUUCUGGGUGAUGCCAGUGUCCCCAAUCAAGACUCCAUAUCCCAGUUGAGCAGUUCUCUUCCAGGAUCUGUAACGGGUACAGACCGCUGGAGGAACCGUGCCGCCAGCCGCUUCAGCGGCCUCUUCAGUUCCAACUCAGGAAAUGGCUCUCUUGGGAAGGAGUGUGAUCGCGUGGAACAGCUGCAGAGUAAACUAUACUCAUACACUAUGUUCGGUUUACCCAAGAUGCCUCCUCAGCUCUCGUUCCACAGAGACUCAUGGGAAGAGGAGCCCAACCUGGAGCUAGAAGAGAGCUGGAAGCAGCUUUUGGACAAUCCUGAGAUUUUAACCAGACGUCAGUGCCAUCAACAAGAGGCCAUAUGGGAACUGCUUCAGACAGAGUCAGACUACAUCAAGAAAUUGCAUGUCAUUACUGAUCUGUUUCUAUGUGGCCUGCUAAACCUGCAGGAGAGUGGUUUAUUAAGUGAAGUCGAACCUGUGCGCCUCUUCAGUAACAUUCAGGAUAUUGUGCAACUGCAUACAUCCCUGUGGGCUGAGGUCAUGCUGCCGGCACUCGAGAAAGCCAGACAAAAAAGAUCAGUGAUCAACCCCACUGAGCUACACGAGGGCUUCAGCACUUUUGGUUUCCGAUUCAAGCCCUACAUCCAUUACUGCAUGGAAGAAGAGGCCUGUAUGGAGUACAUGCGCACUUUACUAAAAGACAAUGAGCUCUUCAGAAUAUAUGUAACUUGGGCAGAAACUCAUAAACAGUGCAACCGUCUGAAGCUGACAGACAUGUUGGUAAAGCCUCAUCAAAGACUCACUAAAUACCCACUGCUCCUCAAAAGUGUGUUGAAAAAGACAGAUGACCUGGCAACUCGUGAGGCCCUUAACAAAAUGGUGGCUGCUGUUGAAUGCUUCAUUAACAGUGUGGACUCACAAAUGAGACAAAGGGAGGAAAAACAGAAGCUAGCUGCCAUCGCUGGACGUAUAGAGGCGUAUGAGGCUGUGGAGGGGGCCAGCGAGGAGGUGGAGAGGAUCCUCAGGGAAUAUAAUAAUUUUGACCUGACCGCUCCAGUCAUGGGCGCCCCACCUGAAGAGACUCGUCAGCUGCUCCUAGAGGGAGCUCUCAAGAUGAAGGAGGGUAAAGAGAGCAGGAUGGAUGUAUACUGUUUCCUGUUCACUGAUGUUCUGUUGAUUACUAAGUCUGUGAAGCGUGUGGAGAAAGUGAAGGUGAUCCGGCAGCCUCUUGUCAUCCAUAACAUGGUGUGCCGAGAGCUGAAAGACCCAGGAAGCUUCCUCCUUAUCUACCUCAACGAGUUUCGCUGUGCCGUUGCCUCCUACUGCUUUCAGGCCAACAGUGGCACUCAGGGCCGCAGCUGGAUUGAGGCCAUUUACAAUGCACAGAACCAGCUCCAGAGACUUCACUCUGAGAACCAGAGAGAUGACACAGAUGACAGAGAUGAGGAUGAGACAGAAAGUAGCAUGUCCACCUCUAGCUCUCCUUCAAUACAGCACAGAGAGCCCUUAGGCAAGAGCCUCUCUCUUUCACCAAGUCACUCUGAUGGCUCCACAGAAACCCUUUCUGUGGCAGCUAUGGAAGAAACGGAUGAGGUUGGGUCCUUGUCGACUGUUCAGACUGCAUCGCUGAGAAAUUCCCUGCUGUCUUCAUCAAGCCUGCGGGAUUCCGUCUCUACUAGUAACAGCAAAACUCUGGAAGGUCUGAGUGAUUUGGUCGCCACAGACCUGGAUCCAGAAAGUCGCUCUCUUUCUAUAGACAGUGCAUAUGGAACACUCUCACCUCAGUCCCUGAUCACAGAGCUGGACUUAAAGGGGACGGUUUGCCAGAGCGAGGGAGAAGAGACCGAUGCUGGGGAGGAAGAAGAGGCAUUUGAGGAUGAUGAAGAUGGUGAUGAGGAGGAUUCAUUAACCUGGAACGGCUCUCAGAUUACUGUAAAUGAGUCCUACGUUUUAGAUGGCCGUGCAAACAAAGAGGAGCUUGGCCAGAAGAAUGAUUUUUCUGUGAUGUCUCAGGUUACGGGUUGUCGCUCACAUACACUGCGGCGCCGUUCGCCCGUCCAGCCACGUCCAGACUACCUGCAGCACUUUGCCCUUAGGUCACGCUCCGAAGAUGACCUCCUUCAAUGCCUCACAGGUCCUCUCCGUUUCUCUGGCAGGAACAACAUCAGCAAGAGCUUGACACACCUCGCCAAACAGACGUCUCACAGCACAGAGCUAUUCCAGACAGACGAGGAAGACUUCCGUGAAGACCCCAAAACACUGUCGAACAAACUGACGAACACUCUUAGGAGAGCAGAGUCCAGACAUGUGCAGAGGACCCUCAGCUGCCCCAAUGGCCAGGCAGACUGUGAGAUUAAAGAGAGUGAGACACCACCCUCUGGUGGUCUGGAGGAAAAAACGGACUUGGUGCUAUCCCAGCAUCCACUUCAGCAGCAUAAGAAACUGACAGUGGCUCAGUUGCACAGGAUACAUGCUACCAUGGUGCUCAAUUCAACACUGACAGCAUCGGAAGUUUAGUGUUUGUGUAAAUGAAGCUGAUGCCAUUAGCUGGUCUAUUGGUGGGACUUAAACCAAGUCUUUGGUCCAAGACUACAUCUGCAAAGAUCUGUACCCAAGAGGAAGUACAACUCAGUGACUCGAAUAUAAACAGACAGAAACAGGGAGAACGCUGUGGAACUCAGUUAAAAGCCAUGACCAUAAUUCAAUCAUUUCAUGUUGAAUAUAAAGGUAGAGGGUUAUAUAUACAAAGACGUUUUGUAUAAUAACUGUCUGACAAAAAGAGACUUGAGUUAAUCAGUUUUCAUUCAGCGAUGCACCAGUCAGGGCUUUUGCAGAGUAAAAGGGACAGAAAAGAAUAUCAUUGUUUCUAACUUCUAACUCUAUUCCGUGCAUGCCCUGUGAUCUAUUUUCACAAAAAUAUGACUGUAAACUCAGAAGCACUCUUAAUCCCAGAAUUGACCUGAAUUGUCAUUUUGCUUGAAGUGUCAAUUCGUUUGACAUCCUUGAGUCCUAAGGGCUUUUUUCAAUUCUAGAUAAUGUAGCUCCUGGAACACCUAAAAUAAAAAUGUACUCUUUUAGGUUGUAAGAAUUUACUGAAUCUCACUUGUGAUACGAAAAAAAAAAAAAAUCCUCUGUGGACUAUUUUUGCUUCAAACGCCACAAUAAUCAACUUGCAUGCAUUUGUUUUUUCAGUGUUCUGUAAAUAUGGUAUUUAUUGAACCUGCUUUGUUUUGUAGAAUUUUUUUUAUUGUUGAUGCCUUUUGAUUAUGUUUCUUUUUGCUAUUUGAAUGGUUAGCACUGUCUCUGAUUUGUCUGUUGACAUCAAAAUAAGGGCUGAAUCCAUGUCUUAUCCCUGGAUUUGAUCGGUUUACAUAUGUAGCUUCAAUAUUUACAGGUUACAAAUUUGCACAGUGCUUCUUAAGAAAGAAAAAAAAGAAGAGAAAACAAAACCUGCAAACUACCCAUUAAAAUGCUUCAGAUGCCAAAUCCA
Cyprinus carpio (common carp) is the source of this 5376-nucleotide messenger RNA. RefSeq names its product pleckstrin homology domain-containing family G member 5-like. Gene Ontology annotation, cellular component: endocytic vesicle; plasma membrane; axon. The record is from RefSeq and is a predicted model, not a curated record. Bases 1587 to 4403 code for a protein of 938 amino acids. Gene Ontology annotation, biological process: Rho protein signal transduction; endothelial cell migration. Gene Ontology annotation, molecular function: guanyl-nucleotide exchange factor activity. The transcript has 13 exons. NCBI's taxonomy places the organism in Eukaryota, Metazoa, Chordata, Actinopteri, Cypriniformes, Cyprinidae.